GUGAGAAAGAAAAUCUAAUUGCAAAGUUAUUAAAUAAAAUAUAAAUAAUAGUGCGAAAUGUUUCAACCAUCCAAACAACAAAUACUAAGGCUCUACAAGCAUCUUAUACGUUACGGUAAUCAAUUGCAAUUAACAGAUAAAAACUACUUCCUUGGUCGCAUAAGACUUGAGUUCAAAGAAGGGCGUGAAUUACGCGAUCCCGCUCAGAUUGAAUUUAAUUUUAAGCGUGGUGAAACGCUUUUACGGAAAGGACGCAUCGUCUAACCCACAUAGUAACAACACAAUGUUACAACGCCUCACGGGAGUGCUUGCGGCUCGCAAUAGCAUAUGGCAUGUUGGUUGCGAAAUUUCGGUGCUUUCCUGUCGCUUCAAAAGUGUUAAUAGCAAAGUAGACUACUCCAAAUAUCCUAAAUUGAAUGAAAACGAAUUGGAAGAAGAUUUUAUGCGUGGCAGUGGUCCAGGCGGUCAGUCUGUAAAUAAAACUUCCAAUUGUGUGUUCUUGCGUCAUAUUCCAACGAACUUAACGGUAAAAUGCCAUACACAUCGUUUGGCAUCCAAAAAUCGCGUAGAAGCACGUAAACUUUUAUUAGAAAAGUUAGAUGCACAUUUCAAUGGCGAGAAUGCGGUUGCUGCGCAGCUAAAAGUACUCGAGUCGAAAAAGUCAGUUGAACGUAAACGCAGACAGCAGAAAUUAAAAGAAUUGAAAAAGAAUUGGAAGGAGCGUGAGCAAGUACUUAGUGAAGGUAAUGAUAAGACCACAAACUGAAAUACUUUACUUAUUUUUAUUAUUAAGUUUUCAAUAAAAUUGUUUGCAAUUUUUAAAAUUUUAUACGAGAAUUGUAAAGCUACCAACCAGAAAA
This is a messenger RNA of Ceratitis capitata (Mediterranean fruit fly), 860 nucleotides long. RefSeq names its product probable peptide chain release factor C12orf65, mitochondrial. The coding region runs from base 284 to 766 and encodes 160 amino acids. NCBI's taxonomy places the organism in Eukaryota, Metazoa, Arthropoda, Insecta, Diptera, Tephritidae. Gene Ontology annotation, molecular function: translation release factor activity. Gene Ontology annotation, cellular component: mitochondrion. Gene Ontology annotation, biological process: translational termination. The record is from RefSeq and is a predicted model, not a curated record. The transcript has 2 exons.